AAUUCACAAAAAGUGUUUUCGUAUGGUGCUAGUGUUUACAUUAUUUUUAAAUGAUUCCUAGAAAGAAUUGUAGUCUUUGCGUCGUUUGAACUUUAAAUGUGGUUCGUUAGUUUAGCUUUUUUAAUUUGAAACCUAUUUUUUGCUAGUGAGACUAAUAUUUCGUAGUGAAAAGCUGACAAGGACCAAAGGACGCUAAAAUGGAUAUUCCUGUUCAAAUCGCUGUUAGGCUCAAACCACCAAGUCUUGCAGACUCCACACAGUGCAUAUUUAGUAAUCCUGUAACCCAGAUUGUGAUUACAGAAAGCGGUCAAACUUUCCACGUUAAUAGAGCUUUACCAGUCGACUGUACUCAAGCCAAUCUUUUUAAUUCUUUUAUGAUUCCUCAAAUCAAUUGUUUCUUAGAUGGCUGUGAUACUUCUGUUGUUGUGUUUGGUCAACCCAAAACAGGAAAAACUUACACUUUAUUUGGAUCUGGUUUUGAAUGCAUACACAGUGAGAGUGAUCAAGGAAUAGUGCCUCGAUUCCUCACAGAGAUAUUCCAUAAACUCAUCCAAAUGCCUGAAAGAGAAUUUAUAUUACAUAUCACAUGGAUGCAAAUAGUCAAUAAUAACAUUUUUGAUGUGCUCGGAGCUGGAUUGGUCAGAUGUUAUAAUUUAGAAGAAGCCUUUCAAUAUUUACAACUAGGAUGGAGACAAAGAUGCCAAGGAAAUAAUCAUACUGUGUUUACAGUUAGUGUUGAGCAAAAAUGGGUUGGCACAAAUGGAGUCCUCAACCACAGAAUGUCUACUGCAAGUUUUUGUGAUUUAGCUGCAUACCCUGAGUCUGGUCUGUUUGCAUUAGAAAGUAUUAUCAAAGAACUGUUAGCUGGCAAUCCACCAAAACAAAUUAAUUAUGACCAGUGCAUUUUAACUGCAAUGCUUCGAGACUCUUUUGGAGGUAGAGCUUUCACUUGGGUGAUUGGCUGUAUUAGUACAGAACCAGAAGAUUACCAAGACACUUUGAAAAUACUCAACCUUUGCUUAUGUUGCCGUGGUAUAAAGAAUUUUGUGACAGUUAAUCUGUUUGCAGACAAUAAUACUCCAGUUUAUACAGAUAAAAGCAUUGGACAGCAAAAUGAUAGUAACUUUAAUUUACAAUUUGCUACAACUCAAUGGAUUAAAUUAGUUUCAAAUGCUGAAGGCUUGUUUAAUAAAAUACUACAGUCUAAGUCUCUUUCAGAAACAGAUAUUAAUCAUGUGACAGAAUGGUUAUUUUUAAAAGCUGAAUGUGAUGAAUGCUUGAAUACUGAUGUUGGAGUUGAUAACAAGGAUGUUGGACCAAAACAAGGCCUACCUAGAAUAGCUGAAGAUACGGAGCCAAGUGAACUUAGUGAUGAUCAAACUGAUGCGGAAAGUGAUUCUGAGGAAGAUAGUCACUCUGACACUUUGUUUCAAGAUAAGCUAGAAAAGUUCAUGGAUUAUUUUAGAGAAAAGAAUGAUCAAUUAUUUGCUGAAAGGUGUGAAGAAUACUUAAAUCAUAUAGACUCUGAUGAUAUUACUAUAUCAGAAACCAGUGGAUCUCAGUCAUUGCCUAUCAUGACUUCUCAGUCAAAUUCUGGACGAAGAAGAACAAUACAUCCAGGUGAAAGUUUAUCUGGGGCUGAACUGGAAUUGCUUAGAAAAGUUGCAGCUAAAGCAAUAUCACCAGAAUCUCAAAAAAUUAUAAUAGAAUCUCACAAAAAAGACCUUGAUCCAGAGCCAAAGCUUAUUGAAAGAGAAUUAUUAAAAAUGAUAGACUCUCCCAAGACUGAAGAAAUAUGUAAGAAAUACAAAGUAAUAAAGGAGAAAUACACUCAAAAACAAAUUUUAGCAAGGAAGCUUUCAAAAGAAAUAGGAAGCAGUCAAACACAACUUAAAGAAUUGAUUAAUUUGUGCAUUGCUAAAGAAAGGUUGAUUGAUGAUCUUUCUAAAACAGUAAGUAAUCAAAAUAAAAAUUAUUUAGAUAGGAUUGAUGGAAAUUUAAUAGAUCAAGAUACACUAAAAGAGAUAAGAAGGCAUGAAACUAAUUUGAAGACAUAUAAAAAACAAAUUGACCAAAUAAAAAAACAAAUAAAGAAAGAUGAAAAACGUAAAAACACAUUGGAUGUGGAACUUGUGAAAGACAAAUUGAAACUAGAUGAAAUCUCAGAAACAUCUAUAUCAAAUGAUCUCAAAGAUAGAAAAACACAUUCUCUCAAGCAUUUUACUCACAGAAUAACUCAAUUGGACAGCAUUUUGAAAGAAAAAACAAAUGAUUUGGAGAAUUUACAACUGUCUAAAGAAAAGGAACUUAUGCUUAGAAAAGAAAUUAAAAAUUUGCGCAAAACAAGAGAGUGUUUGCAUGAACAGAGGUGUAGUUUGGGUCACAAAAGAAAAAUAUACAAAUCUUUAUCAGAUUCAGAGGAGCGUAAACUUCUGGAAUGUGAAGAAGCAAUAGAGGCCAUUGAUACUGCCAUUGAAUAUAAGAAUAAUUUGAUUUGUGGAAAGUCACCAUCUGCUUCUUUGUCAGAUACCCAUGAUAAUAGGGAAUCCAGGACACGUGGUGAACAAAUGCUAAUGGCCCGGCUUGAUAAACUCUCGCAUGAUGAAAUGAAAACCUUACUUUAUAGGUAUUUUCAGAAGGUAGUAGAUUUACGCGGGGCAUGCGCGGCAUUAGAGGCAGGUGUCGCUGCGGCAGCAGAUGAAGCUGCAGCGUGGAGGGCUCGCGCUGCUGCUGCAUGGCGGCACGCGCAACGAUUACGCCCCAAUAAUCAUGGACGGUGAGUACCACGGGUUCUAGUGUAUCCCAAAGCGUU
This is a messenger RNA of Diatraea saccharalis (sugarcane borer), 2812 nucleotides long. The record is from the annotation of a GenBank genome assembly. NCBI's taxonomy places the organism in Eukaryota, Metazoa, Arthropoda, Insecta, Lepidoptera, Crambidae.